CUAAUAUUGGAAAUGCACGACUGUUUAUAUGCUCCCGACGCACCAGUGAAUCUUCUUUCUGUGGGUGCAAUGCUUGAACACGGAUUUACAUUCACAAUAUCCCCACAAACGGUUCAAAUACAUCCGGAUCCUGACCAUUUUGCAAUCGCAGAUGUCGUUCGACCAUUGUGCGUUUUACGAGGCAAAUUCUUACUACCCAAAGAAGAAAUCCCCGACUUCAUACAUAUUGCAAUGCCUGUUUUCCUCCCACGUAUUCCAAAUGGCGCUCUAUUUCAUGAGUGCUUCGGACAUCCUGGUAUUGACCUCACUAAUGAACUUCUAACGGGAACUUCUGCUGAGGGACUAGAAGAAUGGAACGGUACAAAAAUGCGGGGAAUUUGUGACUCUUGUCUCAAGGGUAAACACCCUCAUUUCCCAUAU
This is a messenger RNA of Lentinula edodes (shiitake mushroom), 420 nucleotides long. RefSeq lists its product as uncharacterized. The annotation marks the transcript as partial. The record is from RefSeq and is a predicted model, not a curated record. NCBI's taxonomy places the organism in Eukaryota, Fungi, Basidiomycota, Agaricomycetes, Agaricales, Omphalotaceae. The transcript has a single exon.